AUGUUCCUGUAUCUUCUUGGACUGCUGGCGCUUUGGCUCGCGUAUCGCUGGUACAAGGAAGCCAAGAGGGUUCCCAACGAGCAGGAGCGCUACGUCUACGUCACCGGCUGUGACUCCGGCUUCGGUCACCUGCUCGCGAGGCACCUGGACGAGCUGGGGUUCCGCGUGAUCGCCGGCUGUUACACAGAGAAGGGCGAGGACGCGCUGAGGGAGGCCUCGUCCACCAGGCUGACCGCCGCCCGCCUCGACGUCAGCGACUCGGAGAGUGUCCGACAGGUGGCCGAUCUGAUCAAAACUCUGGUUGGGGAGAAGGGCCUGUGGGCCGUCGUGAACAACGCCGGCGUUUCGCUGCCUUCCGGUCCCACCGACUGGCUCACCAUAGAGGAUUACAAGGGCAUGCUGGCCGUCAACCUGGGCGGCGUGAUCGACGUAACCCUCAGCGUCCUGCAGCUCGUCAAGCGGGCCAGAGGCCGAGUGGUGAACGUCUCCAGCGUGUUCGGGCGGAUCAGCCCGUUCGGGGGUCCCUACUGCGUGUCCAAAUACGGGGUGGAGGCGUUCAGCGACAGCCUGCGUCUAAACAUGGCGCCGUUUGGAAUCAAGGUGGCCUGCAUCGAGCCAGGCUUCUUCUCAACAAAUGUGACCAGUACAGAUUUGGUGCAGAAUAACGUGAAGCAGCUCUGGGACAGACUGCCUCAGGAGAUGAAGGAGGAUUAUGGACAGGACUUCUUGGCGGAAACUCUGCAGGGUGUGGACGCCAGGUUCGAGCAGUUAAUAGACAAAGACCUGAUGAAGGUGGUCAGCUGCAUGGAGCACGCCAUCGCCGCCGUUCACCCUCGCACCCGCUACUCUCCCGGAUGGGAUGCCAAGUUCUUCUGGCUGCCUCUGUCAUACAUGCCCACCUGCAUCACUGAUCGAAUUUUUAUUAGAAAUACCCCAAAACCCAAAGCGUCUGUGCUGUAGCCUUGUCAAAUCUACAUGGCGGAGUAAAACUGGUUGAAGAUUUCCAUUGCAGAAAAUGUUAACCAAGGUUUACGCCAUUAAAAUGGUCAUGGCCUGUACUAAG
Betta splendens (Siamese fighting fish) is the source of this 1063-nucleotide messenger RNA. RefSeq names its product dehydrogenase/reductase (SDR family) member 9 (gene dhrs9). Gene Ontology annotation, molecular function: oxidoreductase activity. The transcript is spliced from 4 exons. The coding region runs from base 1 to 960 and encodes 319 amino acids. NCBI's taxonomy places the organism in Eukaryota, Metazoa, Chordata, Actinopteri, Anabantiformes, Osphronemidae. The record is from RefSeq and is a predicted model, not a curated record.